AUGCACUUCUCCGCCGCCGUCAUCUCUACAGCGCUGCUGGCCAUGGCCGGGCAGGCCAGCGCGGCCGACAAGCUGAACCGCAACAUCUGCAUCUGCGAGGGCGGCGGCCAGGCCAACUACAACAUCGCCAUCACGUACUACAACGGGCGGCUCAACAAAUUCUUCAACGCGGCCAAGCGCUGCCAGGGGCCCGUGGGCAUCCCGCAGAAGUGCUCGCUCGACCAGCUCUACCUGCCGGGCGUGCGCAUCUGCGGCGAGGGUCCCAGCAGCGGCUUCUGCUACGACUUUGAGGUCACCAGCAGGGACAAGUACAGUCUCGACGGCAAGGGGGCCAGCGUGCCCAGGAACCCGCAGCCAGACUAUGACUGCAACGGGCUCUGCAACUCCCUCUGGCCGGGCACUAGCAAGGGUAUUGGCAGCACUUCCGAGGUCUACUACGACAUCAACCCGGGGCUAUAA
This is a messenger RNA of Microdochium trichocladiopsis, 459 nucleotides long. RefSeq lists its product as uncharacterized. Lineage: Eukaryota; Fungi; Ascomycota; Sordariomycetes; Xylariales; Microdochiaceae. The record is from RefSeq and is a predicted model, not a curated record. The coding region runs from base 1 to 459 and encodes 152 amino acids. The transcript has a single exon.